AUGAGGUUUACCAAUCCCAAGUCUCUGGUCGCGUUUACGGCACUUCCCUUCUUGGCCAGAUGCUUCUCUAUCAUCGAAACAUCCAGUGGCGCUACGGUAGCUUCCGCCAUCUUCAGCGGGCCAGGUCUCAUGGUCAUGGGUGUCAGUUCGCUCGGUGAAAUGAGCAUGGGAACAUUCACCGAUGGACCAUUCAGUCUCGGGAGUGGAGGCAUACUGACCAGCGGAAAAGCAACUGGAGCCUACACCUCGGGGGAUCGAAACGUCGAUAACGGUGUUGGAAUUGGUUACGAUUGGGUUUGUGCCCCAGGUACCCAGAACAUCAACGCUUUACAAGUUCAGCUGCAGCUUGAACCUGGGUUCAACGGUGUCCGCAUCGAAUUCGUGUUUGCUACACAGGAAGCUCCAAGCACCCUUGGUAAUAUGGAUGCUAUAUCCAUCCUUGAUAUAGCCCUUGGCGCCCCGGUUCAAUACGCCUCUGAUACCGAUGGGAAUCAAAUCAAUGCCUUGUCUCCUUUCCUACUCACACCGGAUGCCAUCGUCCCCCCAGACAGUCUCACGGGGUACACACGAUCCUCACCACCACUUGUGAGGACGGUAAUGGCUAAUAGCGGUACCGUGAACGUGGUGUUAUCCGUCUGUGACGUUGGAGAUGCAUUCAAUGACUCUGGUUUCCUUCUCCGAGCAGAGGGCUGUAUUGACUGUGACUUUGGAUCUGACCAAGUUGAGAUCAACUAUGUUUACGAAACAACGACACUCCCUCCUGGAGAACAGCCUUACACUUCUACUAUUCCUGCGUCAGACACCGCAUCUGGUACUUUUAUUGUUUUCGUGGAGGCUACCGGAGUUACCACUACUACAGUUGAAGCCACCACAACUGCUGAUGAGACAACCACGACUGGGGAAACAACCACGACUGGGGAGACAACCACGACUGGGGAGACAACCACUACAACUGGGGAAGUGACUAGCACCACCACUGCUGAAUCAACAACUACGACGACGGAUGAUCUGACAACUACAAGUGUUGGAGUAACAACAACCACGGAGGUGUCUACGACAACCGCCGAGACUACGACUACUGAGACUACGACCACCGCCAUUGGCGAGGUCACCACAACGGAGCUGGUUUCAACAACUGAAGAGUCAACAUGGGUAUUCUUUGAGACUACCACCGCCACGACUGAUAUCACAUCGGAGUCGGUUUCCACCACAGAGGAACCAACGACCACGGAACAAUCCACGACUGUCAUCACUAGCGAACUGAAAACAACCACGACUACCGAGGUGUCAACUUCUACUGAGGAAAUGACAUCAUCUGCAACAGUUGAGUUCUCAACAUCUACUGACGUUGAGCCAAUCCUCAGCACUACCAGUGAGAUCGUUUCCACCAGCGUUGACCUGGGACCUGUUCUUGCUUCAGAUACAACGACAAGCGAGUCUAUUGUGCCGACUACAGAUGAACUGAUUGAGUCCACUACGACAAGCACAUCUGAGUCUAGCACUGUUAUCCCUGAGGCCUCUAGCGAGUCUAUGACCUCCUCAACCGUCAGCACCGCUCUCCUUUCAGUUUCCUCUGAAGCUACCUUUAAUUCGGAGGAGACUUCGACUUCGGCCUCAGAAGUGAUCCCAGAGACCACGUCUGCUCCACUGGAACCAGUGACGUCCAGUUCUCCCGAAGUCCCAACAACUUCAUCAUCCAAUGCCCCUCCGGCAACAUCCUCCCCUGUUGAUGGCCCUUCAAACAUCGAUACCAUUCGUGGGUAUACCUACAAGGGCUGCCUUGGAUCCGCAGAUGGUUACCCAAGCUUCAACCUGAUAGGCUCCGGUGCAAACAUGACCACUUCAAGCUGCGUUGCCUUGGCUAGGGGCCGAGCCUACGUAGGAAUCUAUGAUCGAUCUUGUUAUGCUUCAGACUCCCUUGACUCCACUAGCCUGGUGCUGAACGGCCGAUGUGACAUUCCCUGUCCGGGUGAUAGUAGCCAUUUCUGUGGUGGUCUGGUUGUAUCCUCUUCCGAGCGUCGCUGGGUUGGCCCACGUAAAGCGCUGGAUAGGCGAGCUGCACCAGCCAAUAUCCUUUUGACCCUGUACGCUCUAGAUGAUGAGCCUCCUUCGCCUGGUGAGACCAGCACAGAGAGUGAGGUGCCAGUUACCACGCAAGAUGAAAUCACACCCAUUCCAACAAAUGCCAUUUCCUCUGGGCCGGCGGCCGCUGCCACGGAGGUUAUGACUGAGUCUGUUACCCUUCAGCCGGUCGAGACAGUUAUCGACUCUGUUACACAGCCAGGAGAGACACUGGUCGAGACUACGAUUACUACAGUCACUUACACUAUCGUCGACCCACACAACCCUUCGACCAUGACUGUUACCGAGUACUGUGCUACUUUGUCUUACGAGCCUUGCAGUCGUUGCGCUCACCCCCCCGUUCCCACUGUCGAGAUGACCACUUACGUUAUGCCUUGUAAGGCCUGCGGUUAUCAUGGCGAGAACGAAGUCACAAUCACUGCACCUUGUGCUGCCGUCACAGAGUCAACCAAAAAUCAUGUUCAUGACUCUCAAGGCUUGGUUAAUGCUUUUGCGCCCACCCGAGGUGCAUAUCAUAGUGUACCGGGGCCUGUCAGAACAGUCACCACAGCACUCAGAGAUGCCAAACCUACCGCUGGUCAUAUUGAGAGUACCAGGCCCAGCCAGCAUCAACCCAGCGACGGGAAGAAUACAGUUCCUAGCGCUGGGCACGCACAGUCCCAUGCGGUGCCUUCGCAGUCUUCUUCUAGGACCAGUGAUGAGGUUACUGCAGUGCCGGGGUCUGUAGUUGCGGGAGCUGGGCGCUACGAACCGGCUAUCUUGAGCUCGUUCGUGAUGAUAUUCAUUGCCCUGGGUGUUCUCUUGUAG
Messenger RNA from Fusarium verticillioides 7600, 2889 nucleotides. RefSeq lists its product as hypothetical. The transcript has 3 exons. Lineage: Eukaryota; Fungi; Ascomycota; Sordariomycetes; Hypocreales; Nectriaceae. Bases 1 to 2889 code for a protein of 962 amino acids. The record is from RefSeq and is a predicted model, not a curated record.